AUGAUCCACUUCCACUGCUGGUGGCGCUCUGAGAAUGCCAACAGCAAGUUGAGACUCUGUCUUCUUCGCAAGAAGUCAGAGAUUUCCUCAGUGCUCUUGUGCGAUGAUGCACCGGCAGAGUGGCAGCUCUUGCAGAAGGUCUUCGUUGCGAGUGACCAUGCGCUGCUGCAGGAAGCUCAGGCGGGCGAUGAGCUGCAAGUGCAAUAUAAAGUGGCCGGGAAAUUGGAGGUGAAUCAGAUCACCAUCACCACGUGCCACGGCGAAUGUCAUCAUGCCGCGUCCAGCUGCCGCUGGCCGGCGCCAGAGCGCAAGCCACCCGGUGGCGUGAGGCUAUGA
Cladocopium goreaui is the source of this 336-nucleotide messenger RNA. The record is from the annotation of a GenBank genome assembly. Lineage: Eukaryota; Dinophyceae; Suessiales; Symbiodiniaceae.